AGCAGAUGUUAUCAGAUUGAAUUUAGUUUAGCGUGACUGUAGAUCCCCCCCGCCCUUUCACUCUGCUUCCUCUCCAUAUAUAUCUUUCCGUCCAAGGACUAUUCUCCUCCUGCUGAUAUCCCCAAACGCCGAAAGAACAAGAGAGGACUUUUUGGGGAGGGGGCUUUUCUAUCUCCCCUAAGUGACAAGAAGGAUCGCGUUUUAUUCAAUACCGCACGUUCAGGCUCUCUCCCGGCAGGAAUUUCGCUGCUUAAUGUGCUAAAAGAUUAUAGGAUUUCUUUGAAAUUGAAAGGGGGGGCAACUGGAUGGUGUGUACUGUCGAAGCCUGUUUCAGCUUCGUUGACCCUGGAAUACAGCUUUUCUUCGGCAAGAUCCGAGGAGGAUAAGAGUCCCCGUCCCCCCCGCAGCCUCUAGAGCUUUUUAACGGCUGGCUCUGGAACGGACGACUUUUUCAGCACCAUUCCGAGCGGACAGCUCCUUGGGGCUAGCAUUGCUUAUCUAAGGCACUUCGAAAGAAGCAUUUGUGUGUGUGUGUGUGUGUGUGUGUGUGUGUGUCGGAGGAGGAGGAGGAGGAGGAGGACUCAGACCGCUAGAUAGCCUGGUUAGAGCCAACAAUAUUCAUUAAUUAUAUCAGGAGGUGAAAGAGGGAAGCAGGAAACCUGCAACAGUCACAGGCUUGCCGUAUCCCACACAGAAGGAGAGGGGCUGCACAACCUUCCGGCUAUGUUUAGGUGAAAGACAGGAGGGAAAAGAAAGAGCGAGAGUUGCCAUCACGAACUGCCUUCUAAACUAUGCAAGACCCAUCCUGAUUUUGGACAGAGGAAAUAGACGCGUCCAACCACCGUGUGAUCUAUUCGGCUACUAGGCGGAAGGCAAGGGAGAGCGAGUUUUAAAAGCACAACACCCGAAGGAGUUUUGCAGCACAAGCACUGGGAAUAGCUUCGUGCUCAGCUCCUCAGGAAAGUGAAGCUUGCAGGGAGUAGGGGAAACGUGGAUUUAAAAAACGCAGGGAUGGGAGGAUCUCGCCCAACUUCGCCUGGUUUCUGAGGGAUUGUGGAGAAAGGAACAAAAGGGAUAUACAUCUCCAUGUGAAGUUAUGCAAAGCCUGAAGCCCUUCUUUAGUUGCUUGGCUGCAAUCCUCCAGAGGACCGAAAAGGGGACCUUGUAAACGCCUCCAAACUCUGCACUUUCUUCACCACCUGCCUUGGAAUGGAUACUGGAGUAGACUGGAAAUCUUGACAGAAAAGUGACAGGGAAAAGAACCAUGGUUUGUCCCCUCCAGAAGACCACUGAUCAGUUUCCCCUUUCAGUAUUGGCCCUUUGAAGGUUACUCCUAUCCCCUCUCCAGAGUUCAAUGUGGAACCAGUCUCCAAGCCAGCAAAGCUAAGUGGUUUUUGAUGACAAGAGUCCCUGAUCUCCAUGGGUCUUUAGGUUGGAAGGGUUGAGUUUCAAGGGGUCUUUGGCAAUGAUUGGGAAGAACUGGGGAUCUUUGUGCAUGGAGCAACUCUCCUUCUGUCUAUUCCUGAGUGUCUGCUGUGACUGGUGGUAUCAUCCAGUCAGCUCAGCUAAACCGAAAGGUCAAGGACAUCCCCACAUGAACUCUAUCCGUCUUGAUGGGGAUAUCACCCUUGGAGGCCUCUUCCCUGUCCAUGGGAGGGGCUCCGAGGGCAAGGCAUGUGGUGAGCUGAAGAAAGAGAAGGGGAUUCACCGCCUAGAGGCUAUGCUUUUUGCUUUGGAUCGCAUCAACAACGAUCCUGACUUACUCCCCAAUAUCACCUUGGGGGCUCGCAUCCUUGACACCUGCUCUCGAGAUACCCAUGCCUUGGAACAGUCCCUCACCUUUGUCCAGGCCUUGAUUGAGAAGGACAGCACAGAGGUGCGCUGUGUCAAUGGUGGGCCACCUAUCAUCACCAAGCCAGAGCGCGUGGUUGGGGUGAUUGGCGCUUCCGGCAGCUCCGUCUCCAUCAUGGUGGCCAACAUAUUGCGCCUCUUCAAGAUUCCUCAGAUAAGCUAUGCUUCCACCGCCCCUGACCUGAGUGACAACAGCAGAUAUGACUUCUUUUCCCGUGUCGUCCCCUCAGACACCUACCAAGCCCAGGCCAUGGUGGAUAUUGUCAAAGCAUUCAAGUGGAAUUAUGUUUCGACCUUAGCCUCUGAAGGCAGCUAUGGUGAGAGUGGAGUGGAGGCCUUCAUCCAGAAAUCCAGAGAGAAUGGGAGUGUGUGUGUGGCACAAUCAGUCAAGAUCCCCCGGGAGCCCAAGGCAGGAGAGUUUGAUAAGAUCAUUCGGCGCCUCUUGGAAACAUCCCAUGCCCGAGCCGUCAUCAUUUUUGCUAAUGAAGAUGAUAUCAAGAAUGUGUUGAUGGCAGCAAAGAGGGCCAAUCAGACUGGGCACUUCAUCUGGAUUGGCUCUGACAGCUGGGGUUCCAAAAUUGCCCCUGUGAGAGAUCUAGAAGAGGUGGCUGAAGGAACCGUCACCAUCUUGCCCAAGAGGGCAUCUGUUAGAGGUUUUGAUCGCUAUUUCUCCAGCAGGACCCUGGACAAUAACCGUCGUAACAUUUGGUUUGCUGAAUUUUGGGAGGACAACUUCCACUGCAAGCUGAGCCGCCAUGCUCUCAAGAAAGGCAGUGCCUUCAAGAAGUGCACAAAUCGUGAGCGGAUUGGCCAGGACUCUGCCUAUGAGCAGGAAGGAAAGGUGCAGUUUGUCAUUGAUGCUGUCUAUGCCAUGGGCCAUGCGCUUCACAACAUGCACAAGAACUUGUGCCCUGGGAAGAUUGGCCUCUGCCCCAAGAUGGACCCAGUAGAUGGUGCAGAGCUUCUCAAGUACAUCCGUAGCGUCAAUUUCUCAGGUAUUGCUGGGACCCCUGUGACAUUCAAUGAGAAUGGAGAUGCCCCAGGCCGCUAUGACAUCUACCAGUACCAGAUCAAGAACACUACACCUGAGUACAAAGUUAUUGGGCACUGGGCUGAUCAUCUGAACUUAAAAAUGGAGCGCCUGCAUUGGCCUGGGGGAGGCAACCGUGUGCCCACCUCAAUCUGCAGCCAGCCAUGCAGGCCGGGUGAAAGGAAGAAGCUGGUGAAGGGCAUCCCGUGCUGCUGGCACUGUGAGCGCUGUGAUGGGUACCAGUAUCAGCAGGAUGAGUUCCACUGUAAGGUGUGCCGGCUCAGCGAGCGCCCCAACGAAAACCACACUGGCUGCAUCCCCAUCCCAAUCGUCAAGCUUGAGUGGAGCUCCCCUUGGGCUGUGGUGCCCGUUUUCAUUGCCAUUGUGGGCAUCAUUGCCACCCUCUUUGUGGUGGUGACAUUUGUGCGCUACAAUGACACACCCAUCGUCAAGGCCUCGGGGCGAGAGCUCAGCUAUGUGCUCCUGACGGGCAUCUUCCUCUGCUAUGCCACCACUUUUCUGAUGAUUGCAGAGCCUGACUUGGGAACCUGCUCCCUGCGGCGUGUCUUCCUGGGGCUGGGCAUGAGCAUCAGCUACGCUGCCUUGCUGACCAAAACCAACCGCAUCUACCGCAUCUUUGAGCAGGGCAAAAAGUCAGUCAGCGCCCCGCGCUUCAUCAGUCCUGCUUCUCAGCUGGUCAUCACGUUCAGCCUCAUCUCUCUGCAGCUGCUGGGGGUCUGCAUCUGGUUCAUUGUGGACCCCUCACACUCCAUCAUCGACUAUGAGGACCAACGGACUACGGACCCCCGCUUUGCCCGGGGGGUUCUCAAGUGUGACAUUUCUGACCUCUCCCUCAUCUGUUUGCUUGGGUACAGCAUGCUGCUCAUGGUGACCUGCACUGUGUAUGCUAUAAAGACCCGUGGGGUUCCUGAGACCUUUAAUGAAGCCAAGCCCAUUGGGUUCACCAUGUACACUACCUGCAUCGUCUGGUUAGCUUUCAUUCCUAUCUUCUUUGGGACAUCACAGUCGGCAGAGAAGAUGUACAUUCAGACCACGACGUUGACCAUCUCGGUGAGCCUAAGCGCCUCUGUCUCAUUGGGUAUGCUCUACAUGCCCAAAGUCUACAUCAUCCUCUUCCACCCAGAGCAAAAUGUGCCCAAACGAAAGCGCAGCCUCAAGGCAGUUGUGACAGCAGCCACAAUGUCCAACAAAUUUACUCAGAAAGGAGGCUUCCGCCCCAAUGGAGAGGCCAAAUCGGAACUGUGUGAAAAUCUGGAAACACAAGCUCUGGCUACCAAACAGACUUACGUCAGCUAUAGCAACCACGCAAUUUAAAACCAGCCAGUGGCAACUGGCCACGGGAAAAGGGCUGCUGAAGAGGAGGAACAAGAAAGUGGAGUUGAGCCCCUCAGCACAGAUGACGUCAUGGUGGUGGAGAGGGUGCAAGAAAAAAUGUGAUUCCAAGAACUCAUCAAGGGUGCCUGUUUCUGAUAACUGGGCUGCUGGAGGCAGCUAUUUUGGAAGAUGGCCACCAACAGUAGAGGGAAGAAUCAAUCAACACACCCCACGUGAAAUAUUUGCCUUCCAUUGGAGGGAGAGGCCAAUGGGGUUGAACAACACACCAGGUGGAAAGAAGGUGACAGACCUUUAGCAACUUUUUGGGUUUGUUUUUUUUAAAAAUUCCUGUAUCUUGGCAAAAGAAAAAAAAUCCCUUUUAUUCUUCCCCCCCCCCUUAAAAAUAGUGAGAUGGUUUGUGGUUGUGAAGAGUCUUUCGUUUUCUCUCAUUUUUUUCUUUUCUUUUCCAUUCCUGUCUUCUGACCUCUUCCCACCUUGCUUUCCCUUCUGUCUUCCCUCUCUCCUCCUUAUCAAAUUCUGUGUUGCAAAAAUAAUAAAAAUUCCUUGGGGGGAAAAAACAACCAUCAACAACAACAACAACAAAAGUGAAAACAAAACCUAGACUGUGUUCAAAGUGCUGAUUUCUAUAGGUGGUAAAUUAAUGUAUGUGAUGAUCAUAUGGAUUGAAAUAUGUCUGCUUUAAUGUACUGACCAAUCAAAAAAAGAUAAAAAACACAAAAAAAUUCAAAAGUUCAGUGCCUGGAUGUUUAUGAAUUAUUCGAUGACGAUGUGUAGAGCAUGAUCAUUUUUAUACCAGAAUAUUUCUAAUAAAAACCAUGGUUUUGCACUCAGGAGUUGCAUUUCCUUGCUUAA
Molecule: messenger RNA, 5089 nt
Organism: Podarcis raffonei (Aeolian wall lizard)
Lineage: Eukaryota; Metazoa; Chordata; Lepidosauria; Squamata; Lacertidae
Gene: GRM4
Product: glutamate metabotropic receptor 4
Exons: 11
Coding region: 1466-4216 (916 amino acids)
Biological process (GO): G protein-coupled glutamate receptor signaling pathway; regulation of synaptic transmission, glutamatergic
Cellular component (GO): membrane
Molecular function (GO): adenylate cyclase inhibiting G protein-coupled glutamate receptor activity
Source: RefSeq, a predicted model, not a curated record